Setaria italica (foxtail millet) is the source of this 2498-nucleotide messenger RNA. Its product is annotated as LRR receptor kinase SERK2. The transcript is spliced from 12 exons. Gene Ontology annotation, molecular function: protein kinase activity; ATP binding; protein binding. The coding region runs from base 346 to 2163 and encodes 605 amino acids. Lineage: Eukaryota; Viridiplantae; Streptophyta; Magnoliopsida; Poales; Poaceae. Gene Ontology annotation, biological process: protein phosphorylation. The record is from RefSeq and is a predicted model, not a curated record.
AGUUUACCGGACAGUGGGAGGGAGGAAACCUGCUGGAGAGUGCUAGCAGUAGGCCAGUAGCCGAGGCGCCCGCGCCCGCGCCCCGCCCGCCAGAAAAGCGAUGGGCUCCCGUCUCGGGACAGCCGCAGCGGUCAAUUCCGGCGCCUCGAGUCAACCUGCCGGGUCGUCCACCUACGCCUUCACACGCGCGGCUGCGGCGGCGGCGGAGGAGGAGGAGAAGAGGGCGAUGGGGGCGCGGGAGGCGGUGUGAACCUGCGAAUCUCGGGGCGCGCGGCGGCGAGCGGGUCACGCAGGCAAGUUUUCCAAGGAACUCCUCUGAUGCUACAGUAAUAAGAGAAGAAAAAGAUGGAGCUGCUCAGCCUCAUUCUAAUUGUAGCAUCUCUCCUCCCAUUCUCAGCAUCAGAUCGUCAAGGUGAUGCCUUGUACGAUAUGAAGCUGAAACUAAAUGCUUCUGGCAGUCAGCUUUCCGACUGGAACCAAAAUCAAGUUAACCCAUGCACUUGGAAUUCUGUUAUUUGUGACAAUAAUAACAAUGUUGUGCAAGUAACAUUGGCUUCUAUGGGAUUUACUGGAGUUCUGUCACCAAGAAUAGGAGAGCUGGAGUAUUUGAAUGUUCUGUCCUUGCCUGGUAACAACAUCACUGGUGGCAUACCAGAGCAGUUUGGCAACCUCUCUCGUUUGACGAGCUUAGAUUUGGAAGACAACCUGUUGGUUGGGCCAAUACCAGCUUCUCUUGGCCAGCUUUCAAAGCUUCAGCUUCUGAUACUGAGUCAAAACAAUCUCAAUGGAUCUAUUCCUGAAACGCUAGCAAGCAUCUCAAGCUUGACAGACAUUCGGCUGGCUUACAAUAAACUCACUGGUCAAAUACCUCCUCAACUCUUUCAAGUUGCACGUUACAAUUUUUCAGGUAAUAACUUGACCUGUGGAGCAAACUUCCCCCAUACAUGCGCCUCAAAUGUGUCUUACCAAGGUUCAUCCCGUGGUUCGAAAAUAGGCAUUGUGAUUGGAACAGUUGGAGGUGUGUUGGGGCUUCUCAUCCUAGGGACUCUAUUUAUUAUCUGUAAUGAAAGGAGGAAAAACCAUCUACGUGAAGUAUUUGUGGAUGUAUCAGGUGAGGAUGAUCGUAGAAUUGCAUUUGGCCAGUUGAAACGAUUUGCAUGGCGAGAAUUGCAACUUGCAACUGAUAAUUUCAGUGAGAAAAAUGUUCUUGGACAAGGGGGUUUUGGGAAGGUGUAUAAAGGAGCACUACCUGAUGGCACUAAGAUUGCUGUCAAACGGUUAACUGAUUAUGAAAGUCCUGGAGGAGAGGCUGCCUUCUUGCGUGAGGUUGAGCUAAUUAGCGUUGCAGUUCACCGGAAUCUUUUAAGAUUGAUUGGUUUCUGUACUACACAAACAGAGCGCCUACUUGUUUAUCCUUUCAUGCAGAAUCUUAGCGUAGCCUACCGCCUACGAGAAUUUAAACCUGGGGAGCCAAUAUUAGAUUGGUCUGCAAGGAAGCGAGUGGCUAUAGGCACAGCUCGUGGGCUGGAGUAUCUGCACGAGCACUGCAAUCCUAAGAUUAUACAUCGUGACGUGAAGGCUGCCAACGUCUUGCUUGAUGAAGGUUUCGAACCGGUCGUUGGUGAUUUCGGUCUGGCCAAGCUGGUGGAUGUACAGAAGACAUCCGUGACUACUCAAGUCCGGGGAACUAUGGGCCACAUUGCCCCUGAAUACCUGUCCACUGGAAAGUCAUCCGAGAGAACUGAUGUUUUCGGUUAUGGCAUAAUGCUUCUUGAGCUAGUCACAGGGCAGCGUGCCAUCGACUUUUCACGCUUGGAGGAGGAAGACGACGUGCUCUUACUUGAUCAUGUCAAGAAGCUGCAAAGGGAAGGGCACCUCGACGCCAUCGUGGACCGCAACCUGAACCGCAACUACAACGGGCAGGAGGUGGAGAUGAUGAUCCAGAUCGCGCUGCUGUGCACGCAGGCGUCGCCCGAGGACCGCCCGUCCAUGUCGGAGGUGGUCCGGAUGCUGGAGGGCGAGGGCCUCGCGGAGCGGUGGGAGGAGUGGCAGCAGGUGGAGGUGACGCGGAGGCAGGACUACGAGCGGAUGCAGCAGCGGUUCGACUGGGGCGAGGACUCCAUCUACAACCAGGACGCCAUCGAACUCUCCGCCGGCAGAUAACGACGGCGGCGCCGCGUCAGGCAGAGCUCGCCGUCGCAGUGCUGACGUAAAUACGAAACCUGUCAGCGAAAUGGCUGCUGCUACUUGGUGUUGAUAGAUAAUUACGGUACGUAUCAUAUAGUAAAGUGCUGUGUAUACGGAUCGUUGCGAUGAUUCAAACAAACCACGCGCCGCCCGUUCCGUAGAGGGGAAGGCUGGAGACGCAUGUGCCGCCCGGUUCAAACCACAUGUAAGCACCGGCUGGACGAAGUCGAGUCGGCGUCCAUUGGGUUGUGUUCUGCUAUCACGCGCUCUGUGUUGACUUUCUAUUUCAUCUGCUCGACUUUUUCAGAGUC